This is a messenger RNA of Sycon ciliatum, 3082 nucleotides long. Its product is annotated as FACT complex subunit SSRP1-like. The transcript has 16 exons. Gene Ontology annotation, molecular function: DNA binding; nucleosome binding; histone binding. Gene Ontology annotation, biological process: regulation of chromatin organization. The record is from RefSeq and is a predicted model, not a curated record. The coding region runs from base 298 to 2193 and encodes 631 amino acids. NCBI's taxonomy places the organism in Eukaryota, Metazoa, Porifera, Calcarea, Leucosolenida, Sycettidae. Gene Ontology annotation, cellular component: FACT complex; nucleus.
UAGCUGUGGUUUAGACCAGGCUGAAUAGUGGCGGUCAAUUCUUCAGCCUUGCAAGAUGUUGAAUGGUGCAAUCCCAGCACAAGCUGCUAUGGCUUCUGCUGUAGCAUCGCUAUCAUCGCCUCCGGCGAUGGGCGUCAAAUGGUCCAAAUGAGAAGAGCUGGAGAAGCAGUACCAGGGUAAGCUGACUCAGCAGAUGAAUGGGCCUAUUUACGAGGUGCUGAGCCGCGUCAUGAAGGCAGUCGCUUCAAAGAAGAUCGUCGUGCCUGGCAAUUACCGAAGAACCACGGCCGUCUUCGCAUGCAGCCAGAGAAGAUCACAUUCAAGGCCAGCCGAAGUGGCAAGAUUGAACAGUUCAGCCCAGAUGGGCUUGAGUCAGUCAACUGGACGCGUGCGCCGAAGGGCUGGGAGCUGUCACUGGUCGCCAAGUCCGGCUCCUGCACUCGGCUACAGGGCUUCAAAGAGACCGAAAGCCAGCGGUUACAAGGCAAGAUUAGCAAAUGGUACAAGCUGCCGUGGAGCGUAGUGGAGCGGUCUGUUCGCGGCCUUAGCUAUGGGAAAACCGACUUUUGCGGCUCAUCGUUGAAGUUUGUCAUCGACGACAAGCCAUCGUUUGAGUUGCCACUGGAGAGUGUGUGCCAGACGUCCAUCACCAAGAACGAGGUACACUUGGAGUUCCAUCCGAACGACGAAGCGGACGUUCAGCUCUCUGAAAUGAGAUUCUACGUGCCACCGUCUCUCACGUCCGCUGUCGGUGAUGGCAUCGCCGACGACAAAGACGCAGCCAAGGAAUUCCACACCAAAAUCACGUCGCAUGCCGACAUUCUUCGUGUGUCUGGCGAUGCGCUCAUUACGUUUGACGAAAUGUCAUGCCUGGUGCCUCGUGGACGCUACACAGUGAAAGUAUACCCAGGGUUUCUCUUCCUGCAUGGCAAGUCGUACGACUUCACCGUUCCCUUUCAGUCCAUCGUGCGACUCUUCCUCUUGCCUCACAACGACAUGCGACAAAUGUACUUUGUGGUGGCUAUGGACCCUCCCAUGAGGCAGGGCCAGACGCGCUACCCUUUUCUGAUUCUCAUCCUCAACAAGGAAGAGUCGAUGGAAGCAGAGGUGGCAUUGUCAGAAGAAGAGCUGGAGAAGCAGUACCAGGGUAAGCUGACUCAGCAGAUGAAUGGGCCUAUUUACGAGGUGCUGAGCCGCGUCAUGAAGGCGGUCGCUUCAAAGAAGAUCGUCGUGCCUGGCAAUUACCGAAGUCAGCGCGGCGGGCAGUGCAUCAGCUGCAGCUACAAGGCCAACCAUGGCAUGCUAUUCUCGCUGGAGAAGGGCUUCAUCUUCGUGCACAAGCCCGCGCUGCACGUGCGCUUCGAUGAGGUGGUCGCCGUCAAUUUCUCGCGCGGCGGCACUGGAACUCAUCGGUCGUUUGACUUUGAGUUAGAAGUCAAGAAUAACAUUGUACACAUCUUCCAGAGUAUGGACAAAGAUGAGUACAGUCGCUUGUAUGACUUCUGCUCAGCCAAGAAGCUCAGGAUCCGCAAUAAGGGCGGCAAGUCGGGCAGUGCAACGUAUCGCGAUGACUUUGACGACGACGACAGUGACCAAGAUGCGUAUUUGGGGAAGGUGAAGGCGGAGGGUGCUUCCCGCAUGGACGAUACAGACUCUGAUGAUUCAUCGUAUGUUGCUGGCGGUAGCGGAGAGGAUAGUGCUGGUGAUUUGGAGUUUGAUUCUGAUGCUAUGUUGUCGAGUGAUGAGGAGAAUGCAGUCAAGACAAUCCCGGCUGUGGAUGAGAGCAAGAAGAGGAAGAAGGCACCAAGCAAGCCGAAGCAGCCAAAGGAGAAGGUAGAAAAAGCAGAAAAGAAAGAAAAGAAGGAACCGAAAGAAAAGAAGGAACGGAAAGAGAAGAAGGAAAAGCCAUCAGCCAGCUCUACGAGUGUGGCGAAAGCCAAGAAGAAGGAAGCACCGAUCUCGAAGGAGGAGAUCAGUGAUAGUGACAGUGGUGGUAGUGAUGUUGUCAUGGAGGAUGAGAGUGAUGAUGAUGGGGCACCGCCGGCAAAGAGGUCCACGCGCUCACGACGCGGACAGUCGAACGACGAGGAGCUAGCCCAGCUGCCGUCCGAAGGCUCGAAUGAUGAGGAAGAAGCCGAGCUAACGUCUGGAGCUAGUGACGUAGGCAGUGAUGAUGGUGAUGAAAGCGACUGAGCAGACUGAGCUAAGCUUGCGCGUGCGUGCGUGGGACCAUUGGUAGCCAUUUGCCGUGCGUAGACUCCCUGCUGUUUCCGUGCUUUGUGUGUUGUUGUCGCUGUGUGUCUUUGUGUGUGUGUGUGUGUGUGUGUGUGUGUGUGUGCGUGUGUGUGUGUGUGUGUGUGUGUGUGUGUGCGUGUGUGUGUGUGGUGUGUGUGCGUGUGUGUGCGUGUGCGUGUGUGUGUGUGUGUUUGUGUUGUGUGUAUGUGUGUGUGCGUGUGUGCGUGUGUGUGGUGUGUGUGUGCAUGUGCGUGUGUGUGUGUGUGUGUGUGUGUGUGUGUUGUGUGUGUAUGUGUGUGUGUGUGCGUGUGUGUGGUGUGUGUGUGUUGUGUGUGUAUCGGUGUGCGUUCAUUUUCAUGAAUGUGUUCAUUCACGUGUGGUGUUGUUAAAUUUGUUUUACUAUGUUGGCGUCUCGUUGUCUUUGUGUGGCUUUGAACUUUAAAUUACACUGCUGCAUGUUGAGCCGUACGUUGCAGUACAUCAGAUGUUCAUGUGCCAUGGAAUGUAGAUAUUGGACCCUGUAGUAAUUCCCACACUGUUGCUGACACCGAAAGUCAUACAGUUUUGUUGUACAUGUUACAAUACCCCAUAGCCUUCUCUGUUUCUGCCACUUCUUAUGCUACUUAGGCUUUCUCACACUUCUAUGACCUGGCCUGGUUGCCACGGUUUUUUUAAAGACUUGAAUUCCUUACUCUGAUUGAGCCUCUGUCUGUGAUUUGAUGCUCUUAUACACGCUUUGCUUUGCUUUGCUUGGCCAACUACUCGCUUCACUGUUUUUGUAUUCGGUGAAGAUUGCUUGUGUGUGGUUACGGCAGGGAGUAGGACAAUACUUCCUGGUUUACGGUGA